UCAGCCACAGCAUGCAAAUAAUUAGUGAUAAUGCAGUAAUAUCCGUCCUGCCAUAUGCUUUUGCAUCAAGACGGAGUUUCCUGGGUGGACUGCCAGAGGUUGUUUGAAGGGCAAUACAUUCAGAUACCUGGAACAUGAACUAGAUUUGAUCCUGUUUAACGUUUUCGCCGGAAACGAUCUCCCCAGCUCCUGGGUGGGGUGUCUGGAGAGUUCUGGUAUUUGUAAGUUAUGUUUGCUUUUCUUGGGUGGCUCCACUCCCUAUAAAAGGUUAGAUCUGUGACUGGUGCAGCAAAGGAAUCGCUCUGUCUCCCUGGCCAGAAGCUUCGGAUGCUGAAAUCUGCAGUUAGACGCCUCAGCAACACUGGAACUGGGAACCAGUCAACAAUGAAGCAACUCGCUCUGCUGCUGCUCCUCAUCUCAGUAACCAGGGCGACCCCUUGCGCCAAGAGUGUGGGUACUGCUGAACUGAAACUUGCCAUCCGUAACCUGCUGGAGAACUGGAAAGACACGUCCUGCUCCCAGAGUGGCCAGAGUGGCCAGAGCGGCCAGAGCGACCAGAGCUACCAGAGCCUGCCCCGCAGCUGCAAGGAAAUUAAAACCACCCGGGCCGGGGCUGGAGAUGGGAUUUACACCCUGCGCACCGAGAACGGCGAGACCUACCAGACCUUCUGCGACAUGACCACCAAGGGGGGUGGCUGGACCCUGGUGGCCAGCGUGCACGAGAACAACAUCUAUGGCAAGUGCACCAAUGGCGAUCGCUGGUCCAGCCAGCAGGGGAGCGACGUCAACUACCCAGAGGGAGACGGCAACUGGGCCAAUUACAACACCUUCGGCUCCGCGGUGGGCUCCACCAGCGACGACUACAAGAACCCUGGUUAUUAUGAUCUGCAAGCUGAGGACCUGUCCGUGUGGCACGUAACCAACAAGACACCCCUGAAGGAAUGGAAGAACAGGUCCAUCCUGAGGUACCACACCGAGAACGCCUUCCUGUCCUCAGAGGGGGGUAACCUCUUCAAACUCUACCAGAAAUACCCAGUGAAAUACGGCGCUGGCGUCUGCAAGACUGACAAUGGCCCCGCCGUGCCCAUCAUCUAUGAUGUUGGCGAUGCCCAGCAAACCACCAACUAUUACGCUCCAAACAGCCGAACUGAAUUCACUGCUGGCUACAUCCAGUUCCGCGUGUUUAAUGCUGAGAAGGCGGCCAUGGCUCUGUGUUCUGGGGUGAAAGCGACCGGCUGUAACACUGAGACUUACUGCAUAGGUGGAGGAGGGUUCUUUCCAGAAGCGAACCCAAUUCAGUGUGGUGAUUUCCCUGCCUUUGCCUGGGAUGGCUAUGGAACCCAUCGGAGCUGGAGCGUAUCCAAGGAGAUGCUUGAAUCCGCAGUGCUGCUGUUCUACCGCUGAGUCCAGAAAGGCUGGCGUGACCCAGUGAACAACGCUGCUUCACUCCAGCCACAGCUGCUCCCUGGGAGGAGCAUUAUGGCCUCAGCUGUGGUCAUCUGUGAUUCAAAUAAAGAAAGUGAAG
Messenger RNA from Chrysemys picta bellii (western painted turtle), 1525 nucleotides. Its product is annotated as intelectin-like protein. Lineage: Eukaryota; Metazoa; Chordata; Testudines; Emydidae. Gene Ontology annotation, molecular function: oligosaccharide binding. The record is from RefSeq and is a predicted model, not a curated record.